AUGACUCUCGACAAGCGAUUCGACGCCGUGCGCAUCGACAACCACGACCCCUCUUCCUCCGACCCCUCCCUUCCACCCCACGUCCUCUCCUCCUCCCGCGAAAACAUCUCUGGCGCCGCCACCGAAAAGUACGUCCAAGAACUCCUCCGCGACCCCAAACACCGCCUCGCCCUCUCCGCCCUCAGCACCGCCAACCCCAACACCGUCCUCAUCAAACCCACCGUGCCCCUCCGCGACGCCCACACCUUCAACACCGCCAUCCCCCACGAGGGCUCCCCCAUCACCAACCAGCGCAGCACCGGCCGCUGCUGGAUCUUCGCCGCCUGCAACGUCUUUCGCAUCGCCAUCCAGCAAAAGUACGACAUCAAGGCCUUUGAGCUCAGCCAGUCCUACCUCUUCUACUGGGACAAGAUUGAAAAGUCGAAUUACUUUCUCGAGUCCAUCAUCGAUACUGCAGAUGACGAGGUUGAUGGAAGAUUGGUCAAGGAGUUGAUGACUGCCCCUGUGGGCGAUGGAGGGCAGUGGGACAUGAUUGUCAACCUCGUCAGCAAAUACGGCAUCGUCCCGCAAGUCCUCUACCCCGACUCCUGGAACGCGCAAAACAGCCGCACCAUGAAUCUUCUCAUCACCGCCAAAUUACGCGAAAACGCCCUCAUCCUGCGCGAAGCAGUCUCCGCCAAUACCACCGCCUCCAAACUCACCGAACUAAAGGAAGGCAUGAUGCAGGACAUUGUGCGCAUCGUCACCUUUUGUCUCGGCCCCCCGCCCCCGGCAAACGAGAAAUUCACCUGGGAAUUCUACGACUCCGCCCACAAGCUGCAAACCGUCUCCAUGACUCCCAUCGAAUUCGCCGAAUCCACCCACGUCAAGAAGUUCUUCUCGCUCGUGAAUGAUCCUCGCAACGAAUACAACCGUCUCCUGACUGUCGAUCACCUCGGCAACGUCUGGGACGGGCAGCCCAUCACGUAUGUAAAUGUGGACAAGCAAGUGUUGAAGGAUGCUUGUAUCGAGAUGCUCAAGAAAGGUCUGCCCAUCUUCUUCGGCUCGGAUGUGGGCAAGCAGAGCGAUAGGGACAAGGGCAUCAUGGCUACUGACCUCGUCGACUACGAACUCGGCUUCAACGUCAAGCUAGGACUCAAUAAAGCAGACAGAUUGCGUACCGGUGAAUCGGCAAUGACUCAUGCAAUGGUGCUAACUGCCGUCCAUCUCGACGCCAACGACAAGCCCGUACGCUGGCGCGUCGAGAACUCCUGGUCCGAAAAGUCCGGCAGCGAGGGCUACUUCGUCAUGAGCGACAACUGGAUGGACGAGUUCUGCUACCAGGCCGUCAUUGACCCGGAAGUCGUCAGCCAGGAGGUGAGGGAUGUGCUGCAGCAGAAGCCAAAGGUCCUGCCGCUUUGGGAUCCCAUGGGGGCGUUGGCAUGA
Molecule: messenger RNA, 1425 nt
Organism: Neohortaea acidophila
Lineage: Eukaryota; Fungi; Ascomycota; Dothideomycetes; Mycosphaerellales; Teratosphaeriaceae
Product: peptidase C1B, bleomycin hydrolase
Exons: 3
Coding region: 1-1425 (474 amino acids)
Biological process (GO): proteolysis; L-homocysteine catabolic process; response to toxic substance
Cellular component (GO): cytoplasm
Molecular function (GO): cysteine-type aminopeptidase activity
Source: RefSeq, a predicted model, not a curated record